CAGUGCUACCCAAUGAAUGAAUUCAUAAUGCAAAGAUGUCAAUUCUUUCUUGCACUAACAGGAGAUCUUCGUAACCUAUUCGAUGCCCAUUAAUGUAACAGUGAUGCAGUACCAGCCACCGCCGACAACAACACCCCACUCCGACGUGGUUCCAGCAGUCGUGUCGGUCCUUGUCAUUGUUGUUUUAGGCCUCCUGAUCGGACUAGUGAUUUACAAACGGAGACGAUUUCUUCAAGCCAAAGAGCACUCAGACGUUGGUGUGAAAGAACAGGAGACAUGCAUUCAUCUAGAAAAAAAAGUGUCUGCCGAGGUCUCAGAACAACCUGAAGAAUAUUCUAAUGAUCACAUCAAUGUCAAGGCCGUGGAUCACAGUUGUGACGGAACGUCCGAAAAACAGCCUAAACCCUCGCCCAAGCCACGACAAGAAGCCAGCUCACCUCAAGCAACUCCUUCCCCAGAGGAACCCAAGCCGUUCACUCCAGUGCCAUCUGUUCGCAUCGAGGACCUGGCGGACUACAUUGACAUGAAAAAGUUGGCAGGUGAAAAUGGAUUUAAGGCUGAUUACAAGACUCUACCAAAUCUACAGCUGAAUCCAUGGACAGUUGCUUCCAAGCCAGAGAACAAACAAAAGAAUCGCUAUCUCAACAUCUUUGCUUAUGACCACUCUCGUAUUGUGUUACAACCCUUGGAGGACGAUCCUCACUCAGAUUAUAUCAACGCUUGCUACAUCGAUGGUUUCCAAGAGGAAAACAAGUACAUAGCAUGCCAAGGGCCGAAUAAAGCGUCACUUCGAGACAUAUGGAGAAUGGUGUGGCAGUUGGACGUGGAUAAAAUUAUCAUGCUGACGAAUCCGGUGGAGAACGGCAAGACAAAGUGCAUGCAGUAUUGGGAUGAUACUGGACCUGUUACCUACGCGGACAUGAUUGUGACUACUGUCAAAGAGGAGGUCUUCCUGGAUUACACACUUCGCGAUUUCUACAUCCAUCAGAUUGGCAGUGAGGAUCAUAGUAGGUUAGUGAGACAGUAUCACUACACCACCUGGCCCGAUAUGAAGCCACCGGAAUACCCAACCCCACUACUGAACUUCAUGCGCGUUGUCAACGCUGAACAAACCCCUGGACGCACCGUCAUACACUGCAGCGCUGGAGUUGGGCGCACAGGGACCUACAUUGCACUGGAUGCGAUGUUGGAGCAAAUGGCGCACGAGGGACAAGUGGACGUUCUUGGCUUCAUCUACCAAAUGAGGCAGAAACGCAUCAAGAUGGUGCAGACGUCGGAACAAUACAAGUUUAUCUUCGAUGCUCUCCUUGCAUCAUUUCUGACUGGUGACACGGUCUACAAUGCCGAUGUCUUCAGACAGAAGCUGUCAGCGCUAAAGAAGUCAGAGGGAGGCGCCAAGGAAACAGGAAUGGCGAGACAGUUUGAGAUCUUGGGUAAACUAAGUGUGUCUCCGAGCGUUGACAGCAGAAAGCCCAAAGCUGCAAUAACGCCCGAGAACUUGGACAAGAACAGGUUCCAAGACUUGGUACCAACUGACCGUGCCAGACCCUUUCUGAGGUUGAAGAUGCAUGGGGAUGAUAAUGAUUACAUCAAUGCCAACUUCCUCCCCGGUUACCGCAAGGCAAAUGUGUACAUUGGAACGCAGAUGCCGAUGCUCAACACUGUAGCCGAUUUCUGGCGCCUGGUUUACGACCACAAGGCCACCACCAUAGUCAUGCUAAACACCCUUGAUCCAAAUGACAAAACAAUGUCUUGCUACUGGCCACAAGAAGGACGAAUUGAGUACGGACCUCUUGUCAUUGAGCUGAAUGAAACAACAAAGUAUAAAAGCAUCACAAAGCGCUCCUUUACUCUGUACAACAAAACGUCUAACCUGGAGUUUGAAGACUCGUGGGUCGUCACGCAGUUCCAGUAUCACGACUGGCCGUCUGACAAGGCAAUACCAAGCUCCUUCGAUGGAAUGCUAACCCUCUUGGAACUCAGCACCCAACCAUGUGAAAGAACAAACGCGCCAGUCAUUGUCCACUGCAUCGACGGAUAUGGUGCUACGUCUGUAUACUGUGCCCUGAUGGCGCUGUUGGAUCAGUUCAAGUUCGAGAAGGCUGUAAACGUGUUCCAAGCAGCUCAUCGUCUGCGCAUGGUCAGUAUCAACAUGAUGUACUCAGAGCACCACUUUGCAAUGUGCUAUGAUGUACUGCAAGACUAUUUGGACUGCUUGGCUAGCACCUAUGAAAAUUGCAUAUGGUAAAUGUGGGUUGGAAAGUCGUCCACAGUCUGAAAGGAACCGUUUAUUCCGUACUUAGAUGCAAAUCUAAGGCUGCCAAUUGACAGAAGUAUCAGGGAUGGUAUGGUCACCCUUUCAGCGAAGAAAGCAAAGAAACAUUAUUUGUUAAAAUUCUUACUUGAAAGAGACGGGAACUUUGACAAAAUUAUUUUUAGGUGAUGUAAAUUUCAAUGUUCACUUUACUCUCCACCAAUGUAUUACGGCUUGUGAGGAGCUUGCAGGCUCGAGUCUCAAGCAAAAUUUCUGUUUUUUUUCCCUUUCUAAGAAUGCUCUGACACUCAGUGCGUUUCAGAUUCUCAUGAUUAAAUGCAAAUUCAUUUACUGCGAUAAAAAAUCUGCAGACGCUAGAAAUUGAAGACUUCAACACAUAUUGAAAAUACAACUAAGUCGAGUAGGUGCAACCAGCUGAAGGGAAUUGAAGAGUGGAUUACUGAAAUGAACUUCUCUCACAGAAGUAGUUGUCAUCCUCGUAUGUAAUUCUACUUUUUUAUUGCUAAUAAUGGUGAAACCUGACGUUUGUUUUCCCCGCAUUCAAACAUUCAGACCGUAACUCAACACUUUACAUCAAGAAAAUUGGGAGCUUUAAUGGCCUGACAUACACCUCUAUAAUUAUUUUCAAUAUUGAACUCACUCGUCUUUUAAAUGAUAAGUUUCUAUGAUGUAAGCCAGUAAAUGAAUCCCGAGAAACAUACAGAAAUAUUUACUCAGUUUCUUUGUGUGUUGCUUAAAUGUGGCCUUUCAUUAUUAUAAUGGUGUGAUAGUAUAAUCAAGCCAGCUGAGUGUGUAAAGUUUAGUUACUUGGGUAAAGAUGCUCCGUUGCAAAAUGGGAUACUCUACCUGUCCAGGUUCAGUUAAAUGUAAGCGCUAUAUGAAGACAAUGGUUGGAAGAGAGAAGAUUCAGAAAUGCCUCUCCAACACAGUAAACAGUCCUUCAAUGGCCCAUUUUUACCGUGUCGGUUUAGGGUUUAUAUUCAAUUUGGAGACAGAAUUUUGUUUCUGUGAAUAACCUUAAAAAACUCGACAACCAAAAAAUAUCUGCUCACUGUGCAGCUGCCUGGCUACUCUACUGGCUUUUGUGAGGUUAAAGCCCCUUGCAACAACUAAAAACCUCCUCUUACACCAAACAUUUAAAGUGGCUUGGUCAAGGUCAUUAAAAAAACAGGACGAUCUGAGGUGACAUCACUACUUCGUUGGUUUUAUACUCACGUGCGUGUUCCUGUACUUAAAAAGUGCUUACCAAGGCAAGUUACAAUUCAUUUCAAAAUCUAUUUUCGGCAGGACAGCCGGUCUCAACCGGAUAAGCCGGUCUAUAUAUCAGUAUUAAAAACAAAUCUGUGUUUUUUUCGAGGAGGGAUUUCAUGCGUGUAACCUGCUUACUUUCAAUCCUUAUUGUCGUAUUAGUUUAUAGAGUAAGAAUUCUAGAAAACUCUACUAAAAUGGCUUUAUACAGAUACAAUUCUUACUCAGCGUGUUAACAUGAAAUAUUCUACUCAGCGACGUGUUUAAAAGACCAUACUUGAAAUCUCGUAUAUUUCAAAACCAUGCUUUUGACUAAUUUCUGUUAGAAUUGAUAUAGGAUCUGAUAUAGUAUUGAUAUAGGAUCUGCCUAUAGUCCAGAUUGUGUUUGUUUGCAAAAGCUAUAUUCAAGAUAUCAUCGCUUUAUGAAAAUGUCUUUUCAAAGAAAUGUACUGCUUUUACUUAUUUAAAUCUGAAGGUGUAUAUUAUACUUGACACAAAUGUAAUCGCUAUCACAUGUGAUAAAUCGAGAGGUGUUCGUUAUUCAUAAAGACAUAAUUUAAAAUCCUAACUUAAGGGGCAAAAAUAUAAACACAACGAGGUGUUCGUUCUUAAAAUAGAUUUAUGGUAAAUAAAUUACUCAGCAAA
Molecule: messenger RNA, 4168 nt
Organism: Acanthaster planci (crown-of-thorns starfish)
Lineage: Eukaryota; Metazoa; Echinodermata; Asteroidea; Valvatida; Acanthasteridae
Product: receptor-type tyrosine-protein phosphatase kappa-like
Biological process (GO): protein dephosphorylation; multicellular organism development; positive regulation of kinase activity
Cellular component (GO): plasma membrane; signaling receptor complex
Molecular function (GO): protein tyrosine phosphatase activity; protein binding; ATP binding
Source: RefSeq, a predicted model, not a curated record